Closterium sp. NIES-65 is the source of this 4054-nucleotide messenger RNA. The record is from the annotation of a GenBank genome assembly. Lineage: Eukaryota; Viridiplantae; Streptophyta; Zygnematophyceae; Desmidiales; Closteriaceae.
AGGACUGGUGAGUGGCACGAGGGAAGGGGCCAAGGGAAAGAGGGAGAGGGUAGGGUUGGAGGGGCAGCAACAAGUGGUGCUGCUGGACUCGCCUCUGGAGUACAAGAAGGGCGACAACCAGACGAAUGUUGAACUCUUGAAGGAGGAGGACUGGAAGGGGGUGGUGGGGGAGAGGGAGAGGGUGGGGAGAGGAGGGGUGGUCCAGCAUCAGUUAGUCGUGCUGCUGGACUCGCCCCUGGAGUACAAGAAGGGCGAGAACCAGACGAACGUGGAGCUGCUGAAAGAAGAGGACUGGGAGCAGUUGUUGAAGAUGGAGGAGGAGUACAUAGCAGGCCUGUGUCGCCACCUCCUCUCCCACACGCCCUCACUGCCCCUCGUGUGCUCUGUACUUGCCCUCUCUACCACCGCUUUUCCACAUGGCAGGGAGCAGCUGUUGAAGAUGGAGGAGGAGUACAUAGCGGGUCUGUGUCGCCACAUAGCAGCAUUCAAGCCCGACCUCGUCAUCACGGAGAAGGGCCUCAGCGACCUUGCAGCACACUACCUCUCCAACCAUUCGUCGGCUACGCAACACCGAGUGGAGGAGCUGCAGGAGAGCCACGUGGGGACAGGCGCAGGGCUGUUUGAAUUCAAAUGGCACCCGUGCUUGUCUGCUCCUCCUCCCCUGCUCCAUCCCUCCUCCCCUGCUCCAUCCCUCCUCCAACCCUCACCUUAUGGCGUCCAAACAAAAGUCGCCUUCCUAAUUCCCCCUCUCCCCCAUCCCCCCUUUUCCCCACCCAGAGCGGGCAUCGCAGCCAUCAGGAGGCUGCGCAAGACCGAUAACAACCGCAUAGCUCGUGCGGUGGGCGCGACGAUUGUGAACCGGGUGGAGGAGCUGCAGGAGAGCGACGUGGGGACGGGCGCGGGGCUGUUUGAGGUGCGCAAGAUGGGCACCCGUGCUCCUCUGUUUCCCCCUUUCUCCAACACCUACCUUUCCCUCCCGCUUCCCUCCACUCCACCCAGAGCCGGCAUCGCAGCCAUCAGGAGGCUCCGUAAAACUGACAACAACCGCAUCGCCCGUGCAGUGGGGGCUACAAUUGUGAACCGAGUGGAGGAGCUGCAGGAGAGCGACGUGGGGACGGGCGCGGGGUUGUUUGAGGUGCGCAAGAUCGGCGACGAGUUCUUCGCGUUCCUCGUGGAGUGCAAAGAGCCCAAGGCGUGCACUGUGCUGCUGCGCGGGGCCAGCAAGGAUAUCCUGAAUGAGAUGGAAAGAAACCUGCAGGUGAGGGAUCUGCCGGUGAGGAGGUGUGGGAAUGGGUGGAGUGGGGUGAAGGGAAUGCAGUUGUUGCAAGGGAAGGGAAGGUGCAAGCAGCCCAAGGCGUGCCCCGUGCUGCUCUGGGGGGCGAGCCGUGGAGGGGCCCGUGCCGUGGAGGGGCAGUCCACCAAAGGGGCACCUUUUGUUGGCGCGCAAUGUGGUGGUGGAGUGGACCCUCGCCUUGUACCAGGGGGCGGUGGUGGUACCUGUUUAUGUGCCUGUGCUGCACACACCACACGUCAUCACACCAUGUUCCCAUUCGUUGCCUCUGCCCAUCCCUACCCCUCAGGACGCCAUGGGAGUGGCGCGCAAUGUGGUGGUGGACCCUCGCCUUGUGCCAAGGGAGAAGGGGGAGGGGGACUCCUGCACACCACACACCACCACAUUUCACCGCCACACCAUCUCCCUCUCCUUCUCUUCCCCACCCCCCAGGACGCCAUGGGAGUGGCGCGCAAUGUGGUGGUGGACCCUCGCCUCGUGCCGGGAGGUGGUGCCGUGGAGAUGACUGUGUCGGCUGCUCUCAAGGACAAGGCCGGCACUGUGGCAGGCAUUGAGCAGUGGCCAUACCGGGCGGUGGCAUCGGCCUUUGAGGUCAUCCCGCGCACACUGGCGCAGAACUGUGGAGUGAGCGUCAUUCGCACCGUCACUGCUCUGCAGGCCAAGGUGGGCGGCAGGGCGAGGUGGGUGGCAGGGCAAGGUGGGCGGCAGGGCGAGGUGGGCGACAGGGCAAGUUGGGCGUCAGGGCAAGGUGGGCGGCAGGGCGAGGUGGGCGGCAGGGCAAGGUGGGCGGCAGGGCAAGGUGGGCGGCAGGGCAAGGUGGGCGGCUGGGCAAGGUGGGCGGCAGGGCAAGGUGGGCGGCAGGCCAAGGUGGGCGGCAGGGCAAGGUGGGCGGCAGAGCAAGGUGGGCGGCAGGGCAAGGUGGGCGGCAGGGCAAGUGCUGUGGGGGGGGCUGGGGGGGAGGGCAUUGGCGGUGAUACGGGUGCGCUCACUGACAUGAAGGAGCUCGGGGUGAAUGGUGGAGGAGGGAGGUGGGGGAGAGAGGUGGGGGAAAGAGGUGGGGGAGAGAGGUGGGGGAGAGAGGUGGGGGAGAGAGGUGGGGGAGAGAGGUGGGGGAGAGCAAAAGCGCAAGAGGAGGUGGUGUGGCAUGCAUGCCUCUGCAUGUUUCCCCGUGAUGGUGCGCUGCACAGUUUCCUCUUCUCCUCACGCCCCUUCCUCCUCUCCUCACGCCCCUUCCUCCUCUCCUCACGCCCAUUCCUCCUCUCUUCACACCCCUUCCUCGUCUUCUCACACCUCUUCCUCGCUCCACUCUGCCACCCGCUGCCUUCCUGCCAGGUGUGGGAGACGUAUGCAGUGAAGGUGUGGGAGCCGUAUGCAGUGAAGGUGCAGACGGUGAAGACGGCCAUAGAGGCGGCGUGCAUGGUGCUGCGCAUCGAUGACAUCGUCAGCGGGCUCAAGAAGAAGCAGGCGGGCGGCAUGUGUGCGGUGUGGGAGCCGUAUGCAGUGAAGGUGCAGACGGUGAAAACAGCGAUCGAGGCGGCGUGCAUGCUGCUGCGCAUCGAUGACAUCGUCAGUGGGCUCAAGAAGAAGCAGGCGGGCGGCGCACCGGGAGGGGGCAAGCCACAGCUCGACACCGGGGAUGACGUUGACUCGGAGCAGAUGCUGGCCGACCUUCUCGGCAUCGACGCGAGCGAUCUGCUGUCGCAAUCUCCUUGGUUCCUCCGGGCCGGCUCGUCUCCUUUCGUGAUCAUGGACCGGCGCUUCGGGCGGCUGUACGGGCUUGGCGCCGCCGCACUCCUCGUUGCCAUCAGCUUCCUCGCGACCCACCCCAGCGCCGCUGUUGAAAUCGCGUUGGGAGUGUGGGUGAGUGCUGGAGUGUGGGUGAGUGGUGGAGUGUGGGUGAGUGCUGGAGUGUGGGUGAGUGGUGGAGUGUGGGUGAGUGCUAGAGUGUGGGUGAGUGGUGGAGUGUGGGUGAGUGCUGGAGUGUGGGUGAGUGGUGGAGUGUGGGUGAGUGCUGGAGUGUGGGUGAGUGCUGGAGUGUGGGUGAGUGGUGGAGUGUGGGUGAGUGCUGGAGUGUGGGUGAGUGCUGGAGUGUGGGUGAGUGCUGGAGUGUGGGUGAAUGCUGGAGUGUGCUUCCUCGCGACCCACGCCAGCGCUGUUGAUGUGACGUUUACAACACGUGCUUUGGUGAGUGCUGCACUCAUGAGUGCUUUGGUGAGUGCUGCACUCAUGAGUGCUUUGGUGAGUGCUGCACUCAUGAGUGCUUUGGUGAGUGCUGCACUCAUGAGUGCUUUCGUGAGUGCUGCACUCAUGAGUGCUUUCUGCAAGGAAACUCUGGGCGCAAGCGCAAGGCCAAGAAGCAGAGGCGCACCUUCUCCACAGCACCUCCUUUCAUCUGCUUUCCCCUGUCCCGCCCUCCCCACAGGCCCCCUACUGCGGACGACGCUGGAGCUGCAGGGCCCCAGCUCUGGGCGCAAGCGCAAGUCCAAGAAGCAGAGGCUCACGUUCUCCACCGAUGCGCCGGCAGAUGCGAUCGGUGGCACCAUCGCGUGCACGGACCUGACCUCCAGCAUCGGCGGCAACACCAAGGCCACUGUGGUGUGGAGAGUCGCGAAGCUCGCUGGAGCUGAAAACGGCAUGUGCCAGAGCCUCACGUUCUACUCCGGCCCCGGCUGCUCGGGCCAGCCGGGCCUGACGAUCGCACGCCCUGCAAUGAAGGGCCUUGCCUACCCCUGCGAUGAAGGGCCUUGCCUACCCCUGCGAUGA